UCCAAGAAACACAUUCUAUUUAUUUAUCUCUCUAUAACUCUUUUCUUCUUAUUCUCUAUCUAUAGAGAUUUAGAGGGCUCCUUCAAACUCUUCUCAACCUCUCCUUCAUGGCGAGCACGGGCUCCGCGGCCGCUGCAUCAAAUGGCGCCAACGCGAACCCGGUCGUGCCAACCCCUCCCCCGUCCAUGGGGAAGAUGAUCACCGUCCUGAGCAUCGACGGCGGUGGAAUAAGGGGUCUUAUUCCUGGAACUAUUCUCGUCUAUCUCGAAUCCAAGCUCCAAGAACUGGAUGGACCAGACGCAAGAAUCGCCGACUACUUCGACGUAAUCGCGGGCACGAGCACCGGCGGUUUGGUCACUGCUAUGCUCACUACACCUAACAAGGACAACCGCCCGCUUUUCGCAGCCAAGGAGAUUCCCCAAUUCUAUUUGGAAAAUGGCCCCAAAAUUUUCCCUCAAAAACUUGUUGGGCCCUUUACUCCAGCAGUAAACCUGUUUGGCGCGCUCGCGGGGCCGAAAUACGACGGCAAAUUUUUACACAACAAGAUAAAAAGCUUAUGCGGCGAUAGCCGGCUCAGCCAGACUGUGACCAACAUAGUCGUCCCGACUUUCGACGUCAAGUAUCUGCAGCCGAUCAUUUUCUCCACCUAUGAGGCGAAGAGUAUGCCGUUGAAGGAUGCUCUACUCUCUGAUAUCUGCAUAAGCACUUCUGCAGCGCCGACAUAUUUCCCAGCGCAUUAUUUCCAAACAAAAGACUCCGCAGGGAACUCCCGGGACUUUAAUCUUGUUGAUGGCGGUGUGGCUGCGAAUAAUCCGACGAUGACGGCGAUGUCGCAAGUGACGAAGGAGAUAUUCAUGGAGAACCCGGACUUCUUCCCUAUCAACCCCAUGGACUACGGCAAGUUCUUGGUGAUCUCGCUGGGGACGGGCUCGGCGAAGGAGGCGGAGAAGUAUACCGCCCCUGGCUGCGCCAAAUGGGGCGUCCUCGGCUGGCUCUACAACAACGGCAUGACCCCCCUCAUCGACAUCUUCGCACACGCCAGCGCCGACAUGGUCGACAUCCACGCCUCCAUCCUCUUCCAGGCGCUCCGCACUGAGAAUCAUUACCUUCGUAUCCAGGACGACUCUUUGAUCGGCGACACAUCGUCUGUGGACGUCUCGACGAGGAAAAACAUGGAAGAUUUGAUUCAGAUCGGCAACGAUCUUCUUAAGAAGCCGGCGGCGAGGGUGAACCUGGAGACAGGUACAUAUGAGCCCAUCGCACGAGGGGGAACCAACGCUGAUGCUAUCGACCACUUCGCGAAGAAACUCUCCGAAGAACGAAAGCGAAGGCACGCGAAAUUGAACUCCAGCUGAUUGGGGAAAAAGUGAUAGUAGAAUCAAUCUGUUGCCUCUCUUUCGUGUAUUAACUGAGAAUAAUAUCAAGAUCAUUUGUUGUCAGAUGAAUUUGUGAUCAGCAAUUUCUCUGCUGAGCCAAAACUCCUUAUCCUAGUUUAUUUUCAGAUAAGUAACGCUAUGUCCGCGUACAAUUUUUGCAA
Messenger RNA from Ananas comosus (pineapple), 1537 nucleotides. Its product is annotated as patatin-like protein 2. The transcript has 6 exons. Lineage: Eukaryota; Viridiplantae; Streptophyta; Magnoliopsida; Poales; Bromeliaceae. The record is from RefSeq and is a predicted model, not a curated record. Gene Ontology annotation, molecular function: glycerophospholipase activity; monoacylglycerol lipase activity. The coding region runs from base 108 to 1355 and encodes 415 amino acids. Gene Ontology annotation, biological process: lipid metabolic process.